Molecule: messenger RNA, 3935 nt
Organism: Pogona vitticeps (central bearded dragon)
Lineage: Eukaryota; Metazoa; Chordata; Lepidosauria; Squamata; Agamidae
Source: RefSeq, a predicted model, not a curated record
UUUCUCCUGAUCAGGGUCCCCUGAAGUGAAGGUAAAAGUGGAAGAAGAGAUGGAAUCAUGGUUGCUGGAUCAGCAAGAUUUGGAAGAAAAACAGAUCUCGGCUGCCUGUUCAGGGUUUCCUGAUGCAACUGUAAAGACGGAAGAACAAGAACUAGAGGACUCCCCUAGUCCUCAUGAAGGACCACAAAAAAGUGGACUUGUUUCAGAUUCCUGUCCGGACUUUCCAGCUGUCACAGUAAAGGCGGAAGAAGAGGAGGAACCAUGGAUGCCAGAUCAUCAGGGGUAUGAGCAAGGAUUCCCUGCUGUGAUUAUAAAGAUGGAACCGGAAGAGGAGCAGUGGGUUUCUGACCUCCAAGAAGGAAGCAUGGUGACCGUCUCAAAAACCCAGUCAGGCAAUGGUUAUAUGAAAAAAGAGGAUUUUCUGUCAGGAACUACUAAGCAUGGGAAAAUCAACAAAACGAUGACAAAAGGAGGCAUAUUCCGAUCCCUGGAGAAGGCCAGUCAGUACAGAGCAGAAAGGCAGGCUGGAAGCCACCCAGGCAAAAGAGGGAGCAAGAAACCAUACAAAUCUUAUAAUUAUGGCAAAAUCUACAUUUGGCGAAAAUAUUUUCUUGUGCAAGAGAAAGCUCACGCCGGAGAGAAACCAUAUACAUGUUCCUAUUGUGCAAAAACUUUCAAUGUGAGGUCAUACCUCCUUGUCCAUGAGAGAACCCACACAGGAGAAAAACCACAUAAAUGUUCUCUCUGUGGCAAAGGCUUCAACGUAAGGUCUUACCUUGUGGCCCACUGGAGAACCCACACGGGAGAAAAACCACAUCGAUGCUCCUAUUGCGGGAAAAGCUUCAGCGGGAGAUCCAACCUCAACCGACACCAAAGAAGCCACACAGGAGAGAAGCCGUACACUUGCGCCGUGUGCGGCAGAAGCUUCAGUCAUAAAGCGCACAUGAUCAGACACGAGAGAAUCCAUACGGGAGAGAAGCCGUACAAAUGCUCCCAGUGCAUGAAGAGUUUCAGCCAAAGUUCUACCCUCAUUUCCCAUGAGAGAACUCACACCGAGAAACCAUACAAAUGCUCACAUUGUGAGAAAAGCUUCAGCCAAAGUGCCAAACUCGUGACGCACGAGAGAACACACACGGGGGAGAAACCCUAUGAAUGCCCAGCGUGUGGGAAGGGUUUCAAUCACAGGUCAGAUUAUAUCAUACAUGAGCGAACCCACACAGGAGAUAAGCCCUAUGCUUGUUCCAUUUGUGGGAAAGGCUUCAGUGGCAGGUCCAACCUGACGAGGCACGAGAGGAGUCACACAGGAGAGAAACCGUACCUUUGCUCCGUUUGCGGCAAAGGCUUCUGUCAUAAAGCCCACCUCCUUCGACACGAGAAAAUCCACACAGGAGAGAAACCAUACAAGUGCUUAGAAUGUGGCGAAAGCUUCAAGCACAGGACAGACCUUAUAGGUCACGAGAGGGGCCAUUCGGGGGUGAAACAGUAUACCUGCGCAGCCUGUGGGAAAAGCUUCAGUGGAAAAUCAAACCUUAACAGGCACAAAAGAAGCCACACCGGCGAAAAACCCUAUACGUGCCUGGUCUGUGGUAGGAAUUUCAGUCACAAAGCGCACCUGAUCAGACAUGAGAGAAUCCAUACAGGGGAAAAACCAUAUAAAUGUUCACACUGCCUGAAAAGUUUCAAUCAAAGCUCAACCCUUAUAACUCAUGAGAGAACCCAUACAGGACAGAAACUGUAUAAAUGGCUGUAUAAGUUUCGAAGAUGUGGCUGUGGCUGUAUAAGUUUCGAAGAUGUGGCUGUGUAUUUCACUCAAGCAGAGUGGGUCCUGCUGGAUCCAGGUCAAAGGGUUUUAUACUGGGAGGUCAUGCAGGAGAAUUAUAAGAACAUCUCUUCCAUAGGUGGCAGGUGUAUGAAAAAAGAGGAGAACAGUCAUUCUCAAAUCCUUCUCCAGCUGGAAGGAAAAGGAAGUUCUUUACCUGCUGCUGGUGACCAACACUGUCAAAGGUGGGGCGUAGCAGAGAGGAAGCAGGGGUACCGUCCAGGGAAGAAAGUACAAAAAAGAUUAUCUCGUGGGGAAGGUGACCAAGAAGUCAGUGAAGCCAAAGUACAAAAGAAAAACCGCAUGAUGGUUCGGAAUAAGCACUCUCCAAGCUUUCACAUAUAUGGAUGUAAGGAAAACCGAAUGAAGGAGAAAAAAUACCAGUGCUCCAUCUGUGGAAAAAGUCUCACUAAAAAAUCAAAUCUCAUCCUGCAUGAGAGAACGCAUACAGGAGAGAAACCUUAUUCCUGUACAGUCUGUGGGAAAAGUUUCAGUCGCAAAUCGUACCUCAGCAGACAUUUGCAAAUUCACACAGGAGAGAAGGUAUAUACAUGUUCCGUCUGUGGCAAAUGUUUCAAUGACCGGUCAAACCACACAAGGCACGAGUAUGCCCAUACGGGGCAAAAACUGUAUAAAUGCUCAUUUUGUGGCAAAGGCUUCAGCUGCAGUGCUUAUUGUAUAAUACACGAGCGAACGCACACUGGAGAAAAGCCCUAUAGGUGCUCUUUCUGCGCCAGAAGUUUCAGUCAGAAAGCCAAUCUCACGAUGCACGUGAAGAACCACACAGGAGACAAACCACACACAUGUUGCAUGUGUGGUAAAAGUUUCAGUUGCGAAGCCCGGCUGCUUAGACACAAGCAAAGCCACACAAGAGAAAGCAUCCAUGCAGAUGAGAAGCCCUAUGCAUGCUCUACCUGUGGGAGAAGUUUCCAUCAGAAAUCAAAUCUCGUUAAUCAUGUGGCAAUCCAUAGUGGAGCAAAGCCUUACCUGUGCGGUGUCUGUGGUAAACAUUUCAAUUAUAAAGCAAUCCUUACUAGACACAGCCGAAUGCAUAGCAGAGAGAAAGGAUAUUCAUGCACUUUAUGUGGUAAAGGCUUUCAUGACCUAGCAAACCACGAGAGACACCAAAAAACCCAUACGGGAGAAAAGCCAUAUAAAUGUUCAGUGUGCGGCAAAAGUUUCAGUCUAAAAACAUAUGUAAAUAGACACAAGAUAGUCCACACAGGAGAGAAACCCUAUCGAUGCUUAGUUUGUGGGAGAAACUUUAAUCAGAGAUCGAAUCUCAUUAAUCAUGAAAAAAUGCACAGGGAAGAAAAGCCAUAUAUGUGCUUAGUCUGUGGGAAAGGUUUCAGCUAUAAAUCCCGCCUUAUCAAUCAUGAGAGGAUACAUUCAAGUAAGAGAGAGCAGCUGGGGGAGAAAUCUCAUCAAUGCUCCAUCUGUGGGAAUCGCUUCAGUAAAAAAUGCAAUCUGAUCGCGCAUGAGCGGAUUCACACAAAAGAAAAACCGUAUGGAUGCUCCGUCUGUGGGAAGAGAUUCAACCAAAGAUCAAACCUUAUCACACAUGAGAAAAUACAUUCAGAGAAGAGAGUAAAACCAGCAGAGAAAGCCUAUAGAUGUUCAGUCUGUGGGAAUCGGUUCAGUAAAAAAUCUAACCUGACGGCGCAUGAGAGGAUUCACACAAAAGAAAAACCAUACGGGUGCUCAGUCUGUGGAAAGAGUUUCAACCAAAGAUCAAAUCUUACCACCCAUGAGAGAAUCCAUACAGGAAGAAAACCUUAUAUGUGUUCCACCUGCGGGAAUGGUUUUAACUGUAAAACGAGGCUCAUCAGACAUGAAAGAGGUCAUAUAGGAGAGAAGCUGUAUAUAAGCUCCGUGUGUGAAGAAAGCUUUCCCUCUUAUGCAAAGUGUCUUACCUACAAGGGAAUUCAUACAUGAACGUCACCGUGUGCCAGGAUGGACAAACAGCAUGACAGCCGAGAUGGCCAGAAAAGUACCAUGGAGGUCCUUUUAAAAAUUCUUGUAUCAAAACUAUGUAAAACAGUGUAAGCCAUUGCUCCCUGUUCAUGAACAGAUAUCAAUGGCUAGUAAAAUAUUAAUACAGUGGUGCCUCACUUAA